AUGACAGAGGCUGAGGCCGACGCCCCCACGGGGCCUAAUGAGCAGCCCAAGGUGCUAGCAUACCGCGGUAUACUAGCUCAUCCCAACCUGAGCGAAGAGUUCGAGCUGAAGGCGCUGCUUCACGUCAAGCGGGCCACAGACGGCGAGCGCGCGAAGCAGAAGGUGGAGCUGAUCAGCAUGUCCACCGACGGGUGGGAGACAUGUGCGCCGCUGGUGCGCAAGAUCAUCCGGUGCGAGGACCUGCGGUUGGAGCCCGGGUGGAGCCAACAGGUGCAGCGGGAGGUGGAUGUCUUCACGUACCUGCUGACCCCCAGGCAGUGCCGCGGCAUGCAGCUGCAGAUGCUGCUGGGCUGCGAGGUGAACGAUGAUGUCAUCACGCUGACCUACCCCUUCGCGGGCCCCAGCCUCACCCAGUGGUACCCCGCCAGCCGCCGCGCCCUGGGCCCCGGCGGGCUGGCCGCCAUGGACCCGGCUGCGUCGUGGGCCGGGCUGGGGAUGGCCGGCCGCAUGGCGGCGGUCCCGGGGGACGCCCUGCAGCUGGUCAAGGCGCUGCACCGGUGCCACACCAUGGUGGGUGGCGACGCUCGCGUGGCGUUGCUCAGUCGCGUGCGUGGUGUCGUGCACCGCGACAUCAAGCCUGACAACGUUUGCAGGCACGCGGGGUCAGGCCAAGUGACCCUGAUCGACGCCGGCCUGCUGCAGUGCACCCGCCAGCUGUUUGGGAGCUCCAGCAGCGGCGGCGGCGACAGCAGCGACAGCGGCUCCACCGCUUCAUCUGGCAGCGCAGGCUGGGGCUCUGACCCGCGGCUCAAGCAGGCUUACGCCGCCAUCACCGCCGCGCCCGAGCUCUACCUGCACCCCGCCAUCCCGGCCGGGGCACAGGAGCGUCGCGCGGCGGCUGCAUGA
This is a messenger RNA of Monoraphidium neglectum, 906 nucleotides long. RefSeq lists its product as hypothetical. Lineage: Eukaryota; Viridiplantae; Chlorophyta; Chlorophyceae; Sphaeropleales; Selenastraceae. The coding region runs from base 1 to 906 and encodes 301 amino acids. Gene Ontology annotation, molecular function: ATP binding; protein kinase activity. The transcript has 7 exons. The record is from RefSeq and is a predicted model, not a curated record. Gene Ontology annotation, biological process: protein phosphorylation.